Molecule: messenger RNA, 2559 nt
Organism: Closterium sp. NIES-65
Lineage: Eukaryota; Viridiplantae; Streptophyta; Zygnematophyceae; Desmidiales; Closteriaceae
Source: the annotation of a GenBank genome assembly
AUGACUCCUCUAAAACGCAAGCUGGACGAGUUUGGCACCUUCCUCUCCAAGGCCAUAGCUGUAGCGUGCAUUCUCGUGUGGGUGAUCAACAUCAGAAACUUCCAGGAUCCUGCGCACGGCGGUAUUGCAGUUGCUCUAGCCGUGGCCGCCAUACCUGAAGGCCUUCCAGCAGUCGUGACCACCUGUAUGGCGCUGGGAAUAAAGAAGAUGGCGCGGCUGAACGCCAUCGUGCGCUCGCUGCAUUCCGUAGAGACCCUCGGGUGUCUAGCCUUGGGAACAAAGAAGAUGGCGCGGCUGAAUGCCAUCGUGCGCUCGCUGCCCUCCGUGGAGACUCUUGGGUGCACCACUGUCAUCUGCAGUGACAAGACGGGCACUCUCACCACCAACAUGAUGUCUGUUAACAAGACAGGCACACUCACCACCAACAUGAUGCCCGUUAACAAGACAGGCACACUCACCACCAACAUGAUGUCCGUUAACAAGGUGCGUGAGUGUGUGGGGCGGGGAAGGGAUGUGGUUGUCUGUGUAUUCGCUCGCUGCCUUCUGUGGAGAUCCUCGGGCACGCUCACCACCAAUAUGAUGUCCGUCAACAAGGUGACUUUUGAGUCGACUCAAAACGAGAUCUGUGUGUGCAGCUCGGCAGCAGGCCCGUUGUGUGAGCUGGACGUGUCUGGAACCACUUAUUCGCCUGAAGGCUCCAUCACUCUUGGUCGCUCGGUGGUGGAGAGGCCAGCCGACAUGCCAUCAGUGCAGCACGUGGCGAUGUGCGCCUCCAUGUGCAACGACUCCACCCUCCAGUACAACGCCACCACUGACACUUACGACCGCAUUGGGGAGGCCACCGAGGUGGCCCUUCGGGUUCUUACAGAGAAGCUUGCGAGUCUGGAGUUCUCAAGGGACCGCAAGUUGAUGAGUGUGCUGUGCAUGAGAGGCGAGGAGGAGAUUCUUUUCUGCAAAGGAGCACCGGAGGCUGUCUUGUCACGCAGCAGCAGAGUGCUGAGUAACGGCGACGGGGAUGUUGCUGCCAUGACGCCUGAGAUGAAGGCAGCGAUCGAAGAGCGAGUGUGCAGCUACGGCCGGCACCAGAUGCUCCGCUGCUUGGCUCUUGCCAUGCGGCCUCUGCCUCAGGGGCAGCAGACCAUCACUCCUGACGACGAAACCGACCUCACGUUCCUUGGCCUGGUGGGAAUGUUGGACCCACCUCGGGAGGAGGUGAGAGCGGCCGUGGAGACAUGUCGAUCGGCUGGCAUUCGCAUCAUUGUUGUUACAGGCGACAACAAGGCCACAGCAGAGUCAGUGUGUCGCCGCAUCGGGCUGCUCAGGCCGCUCUCAGCCGACGCCCUCAUCACCAUCGACCCAUCCUCCCCCAACUCCCCCUCCUCCCCCGCCUCGCCUUUGCUCAAAGCGAGCACCAGUGGGGGAGCGGGAGGGGGAGAGGAGGGGGGUUAUGCAUCGCUGACAGCGGCGGAGUUUGAGUUGCUAUCGCCGUCGCAACAAGCUGCUGCGGUUCAACAACUCGUCCUCUUCUGCAGAGUGGAGCCCAGCCACAAGUCCAUGCUUGUGGACUAUCUCAAACGCCAAAACGAAGUGGUGGCAAUGACGGGCGAUGGGGUGAACGAUGCACCAGCACUUAAGAAGGCAGACAUAGGCAUUGCCAUGGGGUCUGGCACUGCUGUGGCCAAGGGAGCAUCAGACAUGGUGUUGGCAGAUGACAACUUCUCCACCAUUGUCGCGGCGGUGGGCGAGGGGAGGGCCAUCUACAACAACAUGAAGGCGUUCAUUCGCUACAUGGUGUCCUCCAACAUUGGGGAGGUCGUCGCCAUCUUCCUUGCUGCAGCAGUGGGCAUGCCAGAGACGCUCAUCCCCGUGCAGCUGCUGUGGGUCAACCUGGUCACUGAUGGCUUACCUGCUACUGCGCUGGGAUUCAACAAGCAGGACAGAGACGUGAUGAGCAUUAAGCCGCGAAAGAUGGAGGAUGCAAUCGUCAAUGGAUGGCUGUUCUUCCGCUAUCUAGUCAUCGGAAUCUACGUGGGGCUGGUCACAGUGGCUGCCUUUGUCUGGUGGUACAUGUGGUUUGCCGAUGGUCCCAAGAUCACCUGGACCCAACUGGUCACCUUUGACACGUGUGUGGAUUCAUCUGGUCGCCCGUGCGCCGUGUUCCUGGACCCGCGUCCACGUACUGUGGCCAUGUCAGUGCUGGUGGUGGUCGAGAUGUUUAACGCCCUCAACAACCUCUCAGAGAAUCAGAGCCUGCUCGUCCUGCCACCCUGGUCCAACCUCUGGCUGCUAGCAGCCAUCACUCUCUCAAUGAUUCUCCACUUCCUCAUCCUCUACAUCCCAGCCCUCGCUGUCCUCUUCUCUGUCGGCCCUCUCUCCUGGCCUGAGUGGCGCGCAGUGCUGCUCUUCUCCUUCCCGGUUAUCAUUGUGGACGAAAUUCUCAAGGUCUUCUCAAGAAACGUUUCAGCUCAUCCUGCCAAGGCCAAGUCAUCGCGGCCGCAGUGGUCCCUGCUGCCGUUCAGGCGGCCAAAGGAAGAAUCGGGGGAGAACCACACAGCCUGA